Nannizzia gypsea CBS 118893 is the source of this 1722-nucleotide messenger RNA. RefSeq names its product sulfate adenylyltransferase. The transcript is spliced from 4 exons. Gene Ontology annotation, molecular function: adenylylsulfate kinase activity; ATP binding; sulfate adenylyltransferase (ATP) activity. The record is from RefSeq and is a predicted model, not a curated record. Lineage: Eukaryota; Fungi; Ascomycota; Eurotiomycetes; Onygenales; Arthrodermataceae. The coding region runs from base 1 to 1722 and encodes 573 amino acids. Gene Ontology annotation, biological process: sulfur amino acid metabolic process. Gene Ontology annotation, cellular component: cytoplasm.
AUGUCUAACCCUCCUCAUGGUGGUGUCCUUAAGGACCUCUUCGCCAGAGAUCUCCCCCGCCAUGCUGAGCUCGCUGCUGAAGCCGAAACCCUGCCUGCCCUCACCCUUACUGAGCGUCAGAUCUGUGAUCUUGAGCUCAUCCUCAACGGUGGCUUCUCUCCCCUGGAGGGCUUCAUGAACGAGAAGGAUUACAAUGGUGUUUGCGCUGAGUCCCGUCUCACUGACGGCAACCUCUUCCCCAUGCCAAUCAACCUCGACGUCACUAAGGAGAACAUCGAGGAGAUGGGUAUCAAGCCUGGUGCUCGUAUCACUCUCCGUGACUUCCGUGAUGAGAACAACCUUGCCAUCAUCACCGUCGAGGACGUCUACCAGCCUGACAAGACGAAGGAAGGUGAACUUGUCUUCGGUGGAGACCCAGAGCACCCUGCUAUCAUCUACCUCAACAACACCACCAAGAACUUCUACGUCGGUGGUAAGCUUGAGGCCGUCAACAAACUCAACCACUACGAUUAUGUCGGUCUUCGAUUCACUCCUGCUGAGCUCCGCGCUCAUUUCGACAAGCUUGGCUGGACCAAGGUUGUCGCCUUCCAGACCCGUAACCCCAUGCACAGAGCUCACCGUGAGCUGACUGUCCGCGCUGCUCGUGCCCGCCAGGCCAACGUUCUCAUUCACCCAACUGUCGGUCUUACCAAGCCUGGUGACAUUGAUCACUUCACCCGUGUCCGUGUCUAUGAGGCUCUUCUUCCCCGUUAUCCCAACGGCAUGGCCGCUCUCGGUCUCUUGCCCCUUGCCAUGAGAAUGGGUGGUCCUCGUGAGGCUCUCUGGCACGCUAUCAUUCGUAAGAACCACGGAUGCACUCACUUCAUUGUUGGCCGUGACCACGCUGGUCCAGGAAAGAACUCUGCUGGUCAGGAAAUGUACGGCCCAUACGACGCCCAGCACCUCGUUGAGAAGUACCGUGAUGAGCUCGGUAUCGAGGUCGUUGAGUUCCAGAUGCUUACCUACCUCCCCGACUCUGAUGAGUACCGUCCACAUGACCAGGUUCCAGAGGGUACCAAGACUCUCAACAUCUCCGGAACUGAGCUCCGCAAGCGUCUCCGUACCGGUGCCACUAUCCCCGAAUGGUUCUCAUACCCCGAGGUUGUUAAGGUCCUCCGUGACUCCAACCCUCCUCGUGCCAAGCAGGGCUUCACCGUCUUCCUCACUGGUUACCUCAACUCUGGAAAGGCCGCUAUCGCCCGUGCCCUCCAGGUUACCCUCAACCAGCAGGGAGGUCGCCCAGUCUCUCUCCUUCUCGGAGACACUGUCCGUCACGAACUCUCCUCUGAGCUCGGAUUCUCCCGUGAAGACCGUGACAAGAACAUUCAGCGUAUUGCCUUCGUUGCCUCCGAGCUCACCAAGGCCGGUGCUGCCGUCAUUGCUGCCCCCAUUGCUCCCUAUGCUCACUCCCGUGAUGCUGCCCGCACUACCAUCUCCAGCAAGGGCACCUUCUUCCUCAUCCACGUUGCCACCUCCCUCGAGUAUGCCGAGAAGACUGACAAGCGUGGUGUCUAUGCCCGUGCUCGCCGUGGUGAGAUCCAGGGCUUCACCGGUGUCGACGACCCAUAUGAGGCUCCCACCAACGCCGAUCUCACCGUCGACAUUGAGAAGCAGUCCGUCCGUUCCAUUGUCCACGAGAUCAUUCUCAUGCUCGAGUCCCAGGGCUACCUCGAGAGAUCUUAA